This is a messenger RNA of Pantherophis guttatus, 4257 nucleotides long. The record is from RefSeq and is a predicted model, not a curated record. Lineage: Eukaryota; Metazoa; Chordata; Lepidosauria; Squamata; Colubridae.
CCCUUCCGCCUUGCUUCCCAGCUUUCUGACUCAAUCCGAUUGAGAAGGACACGUUUGAGCUGAGCUCCUUGCAAAAGAUCGCUUUUGCAUAUUUCUAUCUCCACUUCUUUCAGAUCGUAUUGGUAAGCUACCAGCGAGAAGGGCUUUGCACCCAAGACCGCUGAGGGCCUUCUGGGCUUGGGUGAGGGCUGGAGGUUCCCAGUAGGUUGAGCCUGGCCCGCGCCUGGCGCGAAGGGGUAACACCCGAAACCGCUCGCAAUUGCGAGGCUUGGAAACCUUCGGAGGUUUCCUACUGGAGUCCAUUGGAGCCUUCCCGUGAUUUGCGCGAGCCAUAUCUCCCUUGCAGGAGAUUCGUCUUGGGAGAUCGGCGAUUCCCUCGAGGACCCAGCGGCGCCGAGCUUCUUCGCAGCCGCUUUUAUCGCCAUUACUCCGAUCGGCGCAAACGGCUCCCAGACGGCUGUGGACUCCGUGGGUGGACCAGGACAGCUGGUUUUCUCCCUUUCGAGGAUCGGAUCUGCCCUAAAGGAUGGCCCCUCAGAGAUCCUCCAGGGCUAAUAAACAACGCCUUCAGGGCGAAGAGUCCCAGGGACCGGCUGCUGUCCCCACUAAGAGGAGCAGAAAAACUCAUCAUUCUACGGGGUCUUCUAAAGUCCCUCAAUCUUCAGCAGCCUUGGCUAAAGAGGAAUUGAAACUGCAUAAGGCUAUAGAGAAGGCCAUUCAAAAGGCCACUAAGACAGCCUCCCUUCAGGACAAGGACUCUCUCACUUCCCCUCAGGCCCCUCCUCUGCCCAGGCCUACCUCCCCCCCUCCUCAGGCCACAGUUCCGGCUCUCUCUCCGGACUGUGAACCAUCACUAGCCGAAGAACAUGUGGAGGUCAAUACCUCCCUAUUUGGGGUUCAGUCUGAGGUACAUUCCAACCCCAACCCUGCUGAAGCUUCAGGGGCCCCUGAUCAGCCUGGCACUUCCUCUGAACAGGCUGCUGCACCUCCUGAGGCACUCAUUACCCCCAUAUUGGCCUCUUAUAUCAGGGAGGCUAUUAAGGAAGGGGUUAGGCAAGAGCUACUCCAGAGAACCUCUUCAUGGGUCUCAGAGCAGGCUUGCUCCCAAGUAGAUGUCGAGGGUUCUUUAGUUUCUGCUGAUCAGGUCACCAUUCAGCCUAAGGACUCACAGACCCCAGGUGAAGUCAGAGCCAUUUCAUCCUAUCAAUCAGAUCAGGGUUCAUUGGCUGGAGCUGACCUUCUAGAUCAAGAGAUGUCAGAAGAUGAGGAUUUAGCUCCCGACCAACCAGCAUUUGUGGGGCUUUUCAAGCCUCAGUUAUUUCGUUCUCUCCUACACAAGGCCAAGAUCACGACGGGCUUGGGGAUUUCUCGCCCUUCUGAGUCCAACCCAAAAGAAGGGACUUCCACAGCGGUUCCCUUAUUCGAGGAACCCUCUAUUGAGACGGAGGAGAUUCCGGGACCUGGUCUUUUUAAAGAUGUUUUACAACGCCAGUGGUCCUCUCCUGCCUCUGGUCCCAGCCCCUCCGCAGUGGAUAGACGCUUAUAUAAUUUGGCUCCUGAUCUGUCUUCUCUAUUACAGGUCCCUUCUGUUGAUCAACCAAUAGCGGAAUUGUCUUCCUCUUCCAACAUAGCUGGACCCCCUGAGGAUAGCCUCCGUCCGGAGGACAGGCGUCUAGAAAAUUCCUUGGUUAGGUCUCACCAAGCUACAGCCUGGUCAGUUAAAUCUGCCAUGGCUGCAUCCUUUUUCAACAGGGCCUCCAUCCUUUGGUUGCGCCAGCUACAGGCUAGACUUCCUAUUUCAGAUAUACGCUCUCAGCAAGACAUUAGUAAGGUUAUUGUGGCCUUAGAAUAUUCGGCGGAUGCCACCUUAAAUUCAUCCCGCUUUGCAGCCAAAGCCAUAGGGUCUUCCGUGGCCGCCCGGCGUUUGCUCUGGCUUCGCCACUGGCAGGCUGACUCCAAGUCUAAGUGGCGACUAGCUUCAUCUUCCUUUGGGGGCCCUAAACUUUUUGGAGCGGCCUUAGAACCUCUGUUAGUGGAAUCCAAAGACAAACGCCGCGUUCUUCCAAAUUUGUCCCGUAGGUCGAAUUUAGGUCCCACUCGUCCUUUCGGCCUUUUCGCGCCCAGGAGGGGGGCUUCACAGGUUCCCGUAGGCAACGACCCUUUCAGCCCGCCCAAUCCCGAUCCCAGGAUCGCCAAUUUCAUUCUUCCUCCAGGGGUCAGCCCAGGCGUUCCUUUCGAGGAGGCCGGGGGCGAGGGUUCCGCAGAUCCCGCUGACGGGUUGGUAGGGCUUCCCAUCGGUGGCCGUCUGGCUUCCUUCGCCAGCCGUUGGGAGGCUACCUCGUCGGACGUGUGGGUCAGAAGAACUGUCAGGUAUGGUCUCUCUCUGGAGUUCAUCUCCACACCCCCAGACCGAUUUCUGCAUUGCCCCAUCUCUCGAGUCGAAUCCUCUCGGCUCCGGAUGGCUUCGGCCAUCCACCAUCUUCUCGAAAUUCGGGCCAUCGAACCGGUGCCUCAGGGGCAGCGCGGACUAGGCUACUAUUCACGCCUGUUCGUUAUUCGGAAGUCGUCGGGGGGUUGGAGGGCAAUUCUCGACCUCAAAUCUUUGAAUCGCCGAAUUGUUUAUCGGCGAUUCAAGAUGCAAUCCCUCCAGACCAUCUUGGAGGGUAUCAGGGUCGGGGACCUUCUCUCAUCCAUAGACCUGACCGAAGCCUACCUACACGUCCCCAUCCUUCCAUCCCACCGUCGCUUCCUCAGGUUUUGUUUUGCCAACAACCAUUACCAAUACAGGGCCCUUCCAUUUGGCCUCUCCUCCGCCCCCCGGGUGUUCACAAAGUUGAUGUCUGUCCUGGCGGCCCAUCUCAGAACGCUCCCCAUUCGAAUGCAGUUUUAUCUAGACGAUCUUCUGAUCCAAUCCACCUCAGUGCAGGCAGCGCACCAAGACCUAGCCACCACUCUGCGAGUCUUGAGGGAACACGGGUUCUCGGUCAACCUUGCCAAGAGCCUCCUGAACCCUGCCACCCGCAUACAACACCUGGGGGCCGUCAUAGAUUCGAAGGAGAGCAGGGUCUACCUCUCACAGGACCGCCUCUCCAGCCUGCGGUCUCUGGUCAGGUCAGUGACAGCAGGGAAGGGCUCUUCCCUGGCGUCACUAUCGAAACUCCUAGGGAAAAUGGUGUCAUGCAUUGGGAUAGUUCCCUGGGCUCACCUCCACUGCAGACAUCUACAGUGGUUCCUCCUUCCCUACCAAAAAAGGCAGUUGGGGAUUUCCCCCCGGGUGGUUCGCCUUCCCCCAAAGGUCCUCAAGUCACUUCAAUGGUGGAAUUCGGAUGCCCUUCUUCGGGGGAGGGAGUUCAGGGAACCCCAGCACCUCGUCCUGACCACAGAUGCCAGCCUUCACGGCUGGGGAGCCCACCUGUCAUCGUCCUUUGCCCAGGGCCGUUGGACCAAAUCCGAUCUAACACACAACAUAAAUUGGCUAGAGCUUCGGGCCAUCCACCUAGCCCUGAGGGUGUUCUCCCACGAAGUUCGGAACAGACAUGUUCUGGUCAGGACCGACAACGUGGCCGCCAAGGCCCACGUGAACCGUCUGGGGGGGACUCGGUCUCGACACCUCAUGCAGGAAGCCGAGAGGUUGGGGAGCUGGGCAGAAGCCCACCUGAGGUCCUUGAGAGCAUUACACAUUUCGGGGGUAGCCAACACCCAAGCGGACUGGCUCAGUCGGGCCACUGUGGACCCCGGGGAGUGGGCCCUGGAUCCGGCUCUGUUCUCAGAGAUCACGCUGCUAUUCGGAACUCCGGUGGUGGACCUGUUCGCCACUCGAAUCAACCGUCAGGUGAGGAGAUUCUUCUCCAGGUUUCCAGAACCGGAAGUGGAGGGCGUCGAUGCUCUGCACAGCGACUGGCCUCCCGGUCUCCUGUACGCCUUCCCACCUCUACCUCUGGUGGCCAAAGUCAUUCGGAAGAUGCUUCAAGAGAAGGCGGAACUGCUGCUGAUCGCGCCCCAUUGGCCCCGGCGUCCUUGGUUCGCAGACCUGAGGGCUUUAUCCAUUCAUCAUCCAUGGCGUCUUCCUCGGGACAGACUGGUUCUGCGCCAAGGAUCUCUUCUCCAUCCAGACGCCGGGUGGCUACAACUCACCGCCUGGAGAUUGAGCGGCGCCUGCUGAGUAACCGGAAGCUACCUCCUGGGGUCGUCGCCACCAUCCAAGCGGCUCGUCGACCUUCGACGACCCGUAUUUACGACUCCACCUGGAGGGCGUUU